Molecule: messenger RNA, 1488 nt
Organism: Erythranthe guttata (spotted monkey flower)
Lineage: Eukaryota; Viridiplantae; Streptophyta; Magnoliopsida; Lamiales; Phrymaceae
Source: RefSeq, a predicted model, not a curated record
AUGUCACAAAACGGAGGAGAUAAUUCAACUGAAGAGGGGCAACAACCAGGCAUUUCAAAGUUCCAAAUGCAAGCAUUGGUGAGCGAGAUGAGGCGGGUGAUGAGAAUGGAGUUGGAGCAAAUUCAUGAAAGGAUAGACAAAUUGGAGGAGGAGACAACAAAGAGGCAGCACCCACCUAGGCGAGUGCAACCAAGGGCACAAUGGGGUGAUGCUGAAGAUGAAGAAGAAUUAGAGGAACUCGAUGAACGUCCAGUGAAUGGAGGAAGAAAUGACCCGGAGGCUUAUCUAGAAUGGGAGAAGAAGAUAGAAAUGGCCUUCGAAUGUCAUAACUACUCCGAAAACAAAAAGGUAAAGCUUGCUGCAAUUGAAUUCACUGAUUAUGCUAUUAUUUGGUGGGAUCAAUUGUUGAAGGAAAGGAGGAGAAAUUAUGAGCAACCUGUUGAAACAUGGGAUGAAAUGAAGGCCAUCAUGAGGAAACGUUUCAUUCCAAACUACUACCAUAGAGAGUUGUUCAACAAGUUACAACGCCUAACUCAAGGAUCGAGGAGCGUCGAUGAGUACCACAAAGAGAUGGAAGUUGCUAUGAUACGAGCAAGUGUACAAGAAGAUAGGGAAGCUACCAUGGCUAGAUUCUUACAUGGCUUAAAUCGUGAAAUAGCAGAUGUUGUGGAGAUGCAACACUAUGUGGAAUUGACGGAUAUGGUGCACCAAGCUAUCAAAGUCGAACAACAACUGAAGCGGAGGAAUUUGGCUAGGAAGGGAACAUGUGCAAUCACUUCAAAUUCGUGGAAGGCAGCACCUAAACGGGAUGAAUGGCCAUCAACUAAACCUAAAUUCGAACCUUCUAAGGAUGCCAAACCAGCGACAACAUUCAAACAAGGUAACACUGAACCCUCCACUUCUAAGAAUCGAGAUAUGAAAUGUUUCAAGUGCCAUGGCAUGGGACACAUAGCUAGUGAGUGUCCUAACAAAAAGGUUAUGGUGAUAAAUGCCCAAGGGGAGAUCGAAUCGGAGGAUGAAAAGGAAGACGAAGGGCAAUAUGCUGCAGAGGGUGAGUUAUUAGUGGCAAGGCGAGCUCUUAGCGCACAAGGUAAAGAAGAAGAGAACAAUCAACGAGAAAACAUAUUUCAUACUCGUUGUUUUGUAAAUGGUAAGGUUUGCAGCGUUAUUAUUGAUGGUGGGAGCUGCACUAAUGUUGCAAGUACUGAAUUAGUUAAGAAAUUGGGUUUGCCUACCUUGAGGCAUGCUCGACCAUAUCUACUUCAGUGGCUAAAUAAUAGUGGAGAAAUAAGGAAUUUCAAGAUGUCUUUCCCGAAGAGGUACUGCCAGGCUUACCACCAAUUCGAGGAACUGAGCACCACAUUGACUUCAUACCAGGUGCAACAAUUCCAAACAGACCAGCCUAUCGGAGUAGUGCCGAGGAGACAAAGGAACUUCAACGACAGGUUGAUGAGCUACAAGGGAAAUGACAUAUUAGGGAGAGUAUGA